AAUUAUUCUCACACCGUUUAUUUCACACGCCGUUAUCCUCUUCAAAAUGUCUACAUCCGAAAAAACCGCAUUACCUGGAAAUCCUUGGCCAUAUUCUAUGGGCUACGAUAAUGCUCCCGAAGUCCUUGAACCAGUCUCCUUGACCGUCAAAGGAACCAUCCCACCUUGGCUUGAGGGUGCAUUGUAUCGGUCCGGACCUGGUUCUUACGAUCUUAAGUCGGAGUCUGGAAAAGAUGUCAAAAUUCAGCACUGGUUUGAUGGGCUUGCUCAAAUUCAUAGAUAUGAGAUUCAGAAAGGUGGCCGAGUCUCGUAUAGAUCCCGUAACACUUCGGAUGAUCUUCGAGAGCGAUAUAAAAAAGCCGAGAGAGUGACAGGUGUAACCUUCUGUCAACGUGAUCCUUGCAAGACCAUCUUUCAAAAGUUUUUCACAACAUUCAAGACUGCAACCCUGGGUGGAGCUCCAAUCUCAGGCACCGACACUAACGUCGCCGUUAUCCCUACAAUCAAUUUCCCGGGCUUCAAAGAAGAUCCAGCCAAGAGGCACAAAAGCAAUGACGGCAAAACCGACUCAAAUGUCCGUAACUUCGUCAUGAACACGGAUGGUAAUGUCUUGCAGGAACUUGAUCCAGUCACAUUAGAGCCCAUCCGCCUAUUCACCUACGGAGACAUCGAUGAUUCACUCAAAGCCAGCAAUUUGGCGCCAGCUCAUCCAUGCGUGGACCCCGAUACGAACGAGCAUUAUACAGUCUUGUUAACUUUUGGCCCAACCUCUGUCUACAAAGUCGUCCAGAUCCGAGAGUCUAUGAAAGGAAGGGCCCACGAACCUGAUUUGGAUAUCCUAGCUGAAAUUAAAUCACCUCGCCCUUCAUACCUACACAGCUUCUGUAUGACCAAGCGUUAUGUUGUUGUAGCACAUUGGCAGUGUGAUUUCGCCGCAUGGGGAAUGAGCGUUCUAUGGUAUGGUAAUGCCUGGGAAUCCUUCAAGGCUCAUGACCCCACUCUCAAGUCUUCCUUUUAUGUUGUGGAUCGCCUUCGGGGACGACAUGUGGCCACAUUUGAAUGUGAUCCUUUUUACGCCUUCCAUAGUAUCAAUGGAUUUGAUGAUGGGGAUGACAUUGUCCUCGAUAUUGCUGCAUACAAGGAUCAUACUGUUAUUGGCGAUUACUACAUUGAAAACCUCCGUAAUGAGACCCAUGGCAAGCCCACACAGCAGGCCAAGUUGCGUCGCUACCGUCUCAAAGAUGUGACCAAGCAAGCGUCACUCUCUGCAGCUUCACCUCGUGAGCAGCCAACACCCGUUCCUGCGCUUAUAGACUUUGAACUGGACGAAGCCAUCAACUUUGAAUUACCCUCUAUCAAUCCCAGCCGAUAUCUCCGCAACUAUCGCUAUACGUAUGGUGUCAACCGCUCAGGCUUGAACCGGACCCUAAUCUAUGAUCGCCUCAUCAAAGUAGAUCUAGACAAGAUCAAGAAUGGUGACCAAACUAAUGCUGCCAAGUUCUGGAUGGAAGACAAGUGUACGCCCUCGGAGCCCGUCUUUGUGCCUACCCCAAAUGCUACAGAGGAAGAUGAUGGUGUGCUAUUAUCGAUUGUCUUGGACGGUGGCCGCCGCUCGGGAUUCAUGUUGGUCCUUAAUGCUCAGACCAUGGAAGAGAUUGCAAGGGCAGAGAUGCCAGCAGGCAAGAUCCCACCACACAACUUCCACGGAGUAUUCGUACCAAGUGUUUAAAUGGUUUAAAUGUCUAUAAAAAAAAAGAGAAACCCCUCUUCCAAAGAUGCAUCGAGGGAUAUGAGAAUGGAGUUUGGUACAUUGUGUUGUC
Messenger RNA from Lobosporangium transversale, 1820 nucleotides. Its product is annotated as carotenoid oxygenase. The transcript is spliced from 4 exons. Gene Ontology annotation, biological process: carotene catabolic process. Gene Ontology annotation, molecular function: carotenoid dioxygenase activity. The record is from RefSeq and is a predicted model, not a curated record. Lineage: Eukaryota; Fungi; Mortierellomycota; Mortierellomycetes; Mortierellales; Mortierellaceae. The coding region runs from base 47 to 1729 and encodes 560 amino acids.